CCAUCUCCCCUUUCUUCGAGUUCGCUGAAAGAGGGCACGAGGACGAGGGCGCCUCCUCCUCCUUCGGUAUCAAAGAUGCCAAAGACAGAGGAAAGCGAAGAAGAAAUGGCGGUAGCCCUUGGAACAGCACCGCUCGAGGAAAAGGAAGGAGAAGAGCAAGGACAAGAGGAAGAAGAGGAAGAGGUCUUAGUUGCUUUGAUCGAACAUCGGACAAAAGAAGUAAAAAAUCUCCGGCACCGUGUCGCCUAUUACACGUCCCAGCUUAAAGAAGCAGAGAAGAGGUUACACGAUACAGAACGCAGAUUGGGUCGACUACAAGACAAAGACAAAGCAGUUAAAAUUUCUCUCAAGAGUGAGUCUGGGAGAGUAAGACCUCAUUCUAGCAGUCCAGUCCCUCAUAAGUUUGACCCUUCCAGGCACACACAGCCAUCAAAACCAAAACUUUUCAUCCCUUCACCAAAUCAAAGUAUUGCCCAAGAGUCGCAAGUAGCUGUUUCUGGCACAAAAGACGCAGUUCCUUCCAAUGCCCGUGCUAUUCUAUCAGCAUCUCAUGCAAAAGGUGCAGCAAAUCUUAUGGACGAAAAAUCUUUUGGACAAUCAUCUGACUGUGCAGCGGUGGCUAUCCAAGACAAGGGCACAAAGAGGAAGUUCGAGCAGGACGAACACAAAGAAUUAAUUCCCUUGAUAUGCAGUAGCUCUUCACCAUGCACCAUUCGAUGCCAUACAGCCGCUCAAAUUUCUAGUCAACACAAGAGAAAGCUAAGAAGUAUAGCUCUAUGUCCAGUUAAUGAUAUGCUCUUCGUGACAAGUGCUCUGGAUGGAAUUCUCAACUUGUGGCAAAUUCAAGCAAAAGGAUCAGGUGCAUCUCUACUUAGCUCCAGUGAUUGCGUCUCCCCGAGUCAGAGGAGAUGGCCAGAAGAUAUCGCUUGGCAUCCUUGGGGAGACAGAAUCUUCUCUGCAUACAGUGCUGAUGGCGGAGAUUCUCAAAUCUCAGUUAUAAAUUUGAACAAAUCUCACAGGAGAGCUCAGAUCACUUUCCUGGAAGAUAAGCCUCACGUCAAGGGUAUUAUCAACAGCAUAGUUUUCUUGCCGGGGGAAGAUAACUUUUUCAUCACUGGCGGGAGUGAUCAUGCUGUUAUACUUUGGAACCCGACAGAGGAAGAGAGCUCGUGGAAGCCAAAGGCACUGCAUAGAAAUCUUCAUUCUUCUGCGGUGAUGGGAGUGGCUGGGAUGCUCCAAAAGGACGUUAUACUAUCUGCUGGAGCUGACAGAAAAAUCUUGGGGUUUGAUAUACAAGCAGGAAAGCCAAGCUUUAGGCAUCAGAUUGAGAGCAAGUGCAUGAGUAUUCUGCCAAAUCCCUGCGACUUCAAUUUAUUCAUGGUUCAGACAGGGACUCCCGAGAGUCAACUUCGGCUGUUUGACAUCAGACUCCGACAGACGGAGGUGCAUGCAUUUGGAUGGAAGCAAGAAAGCAGUGAAUCUCAAUCUGCACUGAUAAAUCAGGCAUGGUCUCCUGAUGGUCUAUUCAUAACAUCAGGUUCUGCUGAUCCUAUGAUCCACAUCUUUGAUAUAAGGUACAAUGCCCGCAGGCCUUCCCAAUCUGUGAAAGCUCAUCAGAAACGUGUAUUUAAGGCUGUUUGGCACCAGCGCCUUCCUCUUCUGAUAUCCAUAUCUUCCGACUUGAGCAUUGGGAUGCACAAAAUCAUCUGAAGGACCUAGUGAUGGCCAUCAAGAGUAUCCAUCUUGCAGCUUGAUUUGUAUUUCCUUGCCAGGUUGGGUGUUGGGAGCUUUGCAGGAAGCAAACUUUUUGACUGGACUAUGGCUGUCAGUUGCGUAUUUAUACAAAUGGCUCUAAAAUCUUAUAAAAUAAUGAAAUCUUGUGGGCAUCGUGCAAACAAAUAAUGCCUAGCUCCAUGGAUUCUCAUUUUGAGGAGAAAAGUUGUAGCUGAGCAGUUUUGAGUUUACCAAUAUAUGCAGGGUGGAUGAGAAGACCCCCUAAAGGGGAGAAGCCCUUGUCCGGUAGGGAUUAUCAUGGGUCUAUGUAAAUGGGUUUUCAACCCGUCCCAAAACCUAAUAGGUUGUUAAAAAGGUUUUGCCCAUUGGGUCAUGGAACGGAUUUAGUGGGAACAAUUUGGAAAUUUUUCUCCAAAUUAUUAACGAGUUAAGGAAGGGCUUGGAGAACUGCAGGAGAGGGUGAUUUUCUCUCAUGGGAAAGCAAGAGUUAGGCGUCUGAGUUGGUUGUCGUUGCCCUUCUUUUCAUAUUUUCCUGCUGCAGACAUUGAGUUAUUGCAACAUUUAGUGUAGAUCAGCUGUAACAUUUUUAUGUUUUGCCACGCUUUAUAAGCUUCUAAGUGUUUAUCAAAUGUUCAGAAAGCACUUGGCAGAGCGUGCACGGGCCACUGGUUCUUAUUCACAUGUAUAUUCACAUGAACAAGUUAUGCAGGUUUCA
Messenger RNA from Punica granatum (pomegranate), 2449 nucleotides. NCBI's taxonomy places the organism in Eukaryota, Viridiplantae, Streptophyta, Magnoliopsida, Myrtales, Lythraceae. The record is from RefSeq and is a predicted model, not a curated record.